Knipowitschia caucasica is the source of this 510-nucleotide messenger RNA. The record is from the annotation of a GenBank genome assembly. Lineage: Eukaryota; Metazoa; Chordata; Actinopteri; Gobiiformes; Gobiidae.
AUGGCCUGUGGUUGGACGAAGGCAGAAGCCAUUGUCACGGAUGUGCUUGCUCCUGCCUUUGUCGAAGAUUGCUUGAAAGUCCUCAAAAGACCACUGAAUGAGCAACGAGAGGCCACAAACAAAGAGGACCAGUGCCCAAAGUCAUUAUGGCGGCUGUUCAAGGAUGACCAGGAUGGUGAGGGCAACCCCCUUGAUCUACAGGUUUACCUGUCCUUCCUCAGCAAUGCGCUCAAGAUUUUCCACGACACUGUGCUGGUGCUGGAGCGAGAAGAUGGUACUGUCUGUGAGCUCUACGAUAUGAUGUUCACCCUAAAAACCAAGCUACACCAACAACAGAGUGAUGGUUUCUUAGGAGCCCAGACGGGUGUACUCCUCCAGCAGUUUCCAGACAGACAGGCAGCUGUGCUCAGAGAGGACAUGUGCAAUUUCUACCAGUCCUCUCUCACCUACUUGGAGCAGCGCUAUGACUUCUCAGACUCCAACUACCAGAAGAAAGUGGCUAGCCACUAG